AUGCCGAAGGAGUCCGCGGGCAUUCUGCGCGCCUACCGCGCCCUCUUUCGCGCCCUGCAAGCGUACAGUCGCUCCGGGCUGCCGCUCACCGGGCUGCGAAGCGACGCCCUGCAUCGGACGCCGCUGCUCCUCCCGGACCUGGACACCAUCGGCGCCCUGCGGCGCAUUUUCCGCCAGACGGACGUGAAGUUCAACUCCCAGGCCGCGGACUCCGCGCUGGCCCGACUCAGGGGGCAGCAGAGAGACCUCCUGGCUGCGGCGGGGGAAGACGAUGUGCUGAGUCAGGUUUUGGGGCAGCUGGCGUACGCGCAGGAGCAGGCCGCGAAGCCCGUGGCGCCGAGCGAGCCGGGGGCGCCGCCGACGGGGCCCGCGGACGCGUGGAGCCGGCAGGUCGAGGCUGGGCUCUCUGCUUUGUUCAGGUCCACGGAGCUCCCGCUCGACGACCCCGUCUUCCGCAUGGACCCCGAGGGCCACGAGGCCGCCGCGCGCGUCAUGGAGGCUGACUCAGCCCUCCCCGCCCGACUGGACCACAUGGCGGCGGAGUCCCAGCGCAUGGCCGGCGCCGGCGACGUGGAGGCCGAGCACGUCGUCGCCGCGCUCUGGGAGGUCGGCGGCGUGCGCUGCGUGCCGCACGAGUGGCUGUACGAGCGCCUCAGUCCCCUGCAUCUCCACCUGGCACUGCCGAGCCGCAAGGGCAUGCCGUUCUCGCUCGCGGUGGCGACGGCGCUCGUCGCGCGGCGCUGCGGGCUGCACGCGGUGCCGCUCACGGGCUCGCUCAUGCAGGGCGCCAUCUUCGAGCAGCCCGCGCCGGGCGUCGACCCUACAGAGGCCAGCCAAGCGCGGCGGCGCGCCGCGGCGCAGGUCCUCGUCGCGGACCGCUGGGUCGUCCGCGUCGCCCGCCCGCACGCCAAGGAGCCGGCCGCGUACGUCGACGUGUUUGGGCGCGGCGGCGUGGUCGGCGCGGACGAGGCCGCGCGGCUGCUGUUCGGGAGCGUCGAGGCCGCGCGCCUGACCGGCCUGGCGCCGGGCGGCGCGGAGGAGAUCCUCGCAGUCGACAUGCCCGCCGGCCGGCUGUGGGCGUACGCCGCGGGCCAGAUUGUGCAGUGCUAUCAGCGGUGCGGAAUGGCGGACGACGUGGCGCGGUGGCUGUACGUGAAGCUCGCGCUGGACCCGGCCGCGGAGGAGUGGUCGCUGGUGUGCGGGUGA
Messenger RNA from Pedinophyceae sp. YPF-701, 1206 nucleotides. The record is from the annotation of a GenBank genome assembly. NCBI's taxonomy places the organism in Eukaryota, Viridiplantae, Chlorophyta, Pedinophyceae.